Jaculus jaculus (lesser Egyptian jerboa) is the source of this 5040-nucleotide messenger RNA. RefSeq names its product zinc finger with KRAB and SCAN domains 8 (gene Zkscan8). Gene Ontology annotation, biological process: regulation of transcription by RNA polymerase II. The coding region runs from base 83 to 1819 and encodes 578 amino acids. The record is from RefSeq and is a predicted model, not a curated record. The transcript has 5 exons. Gene Ontology annotation, molecular function: DNA-binding transcription factor activity, RNA polymerase II-specific; RNA polymerase II cis-regulatory region sequence-specific DNA binding. NCBI's taxonomy places the organism in Eukaryota, Metazoa, Chordata, Mammalia, Rodentia, Dipodidae.
AAGUGCCCUGGAGGCCAUAGAAGACACUCAAGAAGAUAGAGACGGCAGGAGGAAGGAGCCUUUGAAGCUUUGUUGGCCCUAAAUGGCGGCAAAAUCAAGGAAGCCUUCUUCAGCACCAUCUUCAGCAGACCGGGCUCCUGAAGAGGACCUUGUCAUCGUCAAGGUGGAGGAGGACCAUGGCUGGGAUGAGGAAUCCAGCCUGCAUGAAAACAACCCUCCUAGCCAGGAACUGUUCCGCCUGCGCUUCAGACAGCUGUGCUAUCAAGAGACCCUCGGUCCCCGAGAGGCUCUGAUCCAGCUUCGGGCACUCUGCCACCAGUGGCUACGGCCAGACCUGCACAGCAAGGAGCAGAUCCUGGAGCUGCUGGUGCUCGAGCAGUUCCUGAGCAUCCUGCCCCGAGAGCUGCAGGCCCUGGUGAAAGAACACCAGCUGGAGGAUGGAGAGGAGGUGGUGACCCUGCUGGAGGACCUGGAACGGCAGAUCGAUAUACUAGGACGGCCAAUCCCAGCUCGUGCGCAUGGGCAUAGAGUGCUCUGGGAGGAAUUGGUAUCUGCAGACUCCGCUCCAGAACCACGUUCUCAGCUCCCACCUGUGGCAACCCAGUGUCAGUCUCCAGUGCCCCGAAGGCCACAGGAAAGAGCCACAUGUAUUUCUCAGAGCCCUGCCCCCUCCAAGAAAGGAAGUCCUAGUGAUGAGGAGACCACAACCACACUUCUCACAGCAGGGAUCCAGACUUUGGAAAAGAUUGAAGACAUGGCUGUGUCUCUUAUUCGAGAGGAGUGGCUUCUUGAUCCAUCACAGAAAGACCUGAGUCGAGAGAAUAGGCCUGAGGGCUACAGAAACAUGUCCUCCCUGGGUGGUGAGACCAGGGAUGAGAACAAGGAAUUAGCUUCAAAACAGGUAAUAUCUACUGGAACCCGACAACAUGGAGAGACAGCUGCUAAGUGCAAUGGGGAUGUUAUCGGGGGUCUUGAGCAUGGAGAAGCCCAAGGCAUUCUGGGCAGAUUAGAGAGGCAGCGGGGAAAUCCCACACAAGAGAGACGGCAUAAAUGUGAUGAAUGUGGGAAAAGCUUUGCUCAGAGCUCGGGCCUUGUUCGCCACUGGAGAAUCCACACGGGGGAAAAACCCUAUCAGUGUAAUGUGUGUGGCAAAGCCUUCAGUUACAGGUCAGCCCUUCUCUCCCAUCAGGAUAUCCACAACAAAGUGAAGCGCUAUCACUGUAAGGAGUGUGGUAAAGCCUUCAGUCAGAACACGGGCCUAAUCCUACACCAGAGAAUCCACACCGGGGAGAAGCCUUACCAGUGUAAUCAGUGUGGGAAGGCUUUCAGUCAGAGUGCGGGCCUGAUUCUGCACCAGAGAAUCCACAGUGGGGAGAGACCCUAUGAGUGUAAUGAAUGUGGGAAAGCUUUCAGUCAUAGCUCACACCUCAUUGGACAUCAGAGAAUCCACACUGGGGAGAAGCCCUAUGAGUGUGAUGAGUGCGGGAAAACCUUCAGGCGGAGCUCACAUCUUAUUGGUCAUCAGAGGAGCCACACUGGGGAGAAACCCUAUAAGUGCAAUGAGUGUGGGAGGGCCUUCAGUCAGAAGUCGGGCCUUAUUGAACAUCAGAGAAUCCAUACUGGAGAAAGACCCUAUAAGUGUAAAGAAUGUGGGAAAGCGUUCAAUGGGAACACUGGCCUCAUCCAGCAUCUGAGAAUACACACUGGGGAGAAGCCAUACCAGUGCAGUGAGUGUGGGAAAGCUUUCAUUCAGCGGUCAAGUCUCAUUCGGCAUCAGAGAAUCCACGGUGGAGAAAGGUCGGAAGCCAUAGGAGUUUAAGAAAAGCUCUGCUUUUUAUUUGAGCACUGUUCAACAUUAGAGAUCCCGUGCACUGGAGGGAAGGUCUUUGGAUGUCAUGAGAAAAGCAGAAAAGUUUGUCAGCACUGUUAGUGGCAGGAUCAGUAGAGGGGACACAGGAACGGGUCUUCAGUAGUUUAGGUCAAGAGCCUUGACACAGGGUGAUCAGGUUGACUGUCUUCAGAGGUGUCUGAUGAAGCAGGACUCCCUCCCAGCAGCUUUGAAUAUCCUUUAGAAUUUGAAGUAGUGUUGGAGCAACUUGCUUGCUGUGGCUAGAGGCGCGCUAACCCUUGCCCUCUGGAUGAGUAGCUGUUGGUAUGAAAGAGGCUGCUCCCCCACCACCGUCCUCUGCUGCCUCCCAUCUCCUGUGACCUCUUCUCCCAUGUCUUCUGAAGCUGCCACCGUAGCUCCUCAUCUAGCUAAGAAGCUGCUUGAGUCUGAGGCAGCCUGGCAGUGACAUUGCAUUUGUAUUUAGCUUUCUAUUAUCCUAGUUAGAAGUCUUUACAGACACUUAACACUUAAGCUUAAGUGUUUCUUUAACUAGCAGUUCUUCCAGUUGAGGGAGACCUAUACCCCCUGUACACUCAGAGAGCUCCAUUUUUAACAGCACCCCAGCAUUUUCCUUCAUUCUCCCCUUUACUGACCCCAUGUACUUGUGCAUCUGUGCUUGUCCUGUAUCACCCCAGUUCUGGCACCUGUGUCAGCAGAGACGUGAUGCAGUAGUGAUGCAGAGAGAGGUGGGUGGAGCUCAGCCUGGCUGUUCCUGAGCUGCAGUGUUGUACCUCAUGGUGACUGGUUCUCCCACCACCCCUUGCUAAACACUGUGCAGCUGUCCUAGUAAUGCCGUCACGUGGAGGAAGAGGGGACGGGUGCUGGAAAAGACAUGAAAUCCUUACCAAGGGUAUACAUCAUUCCUCUCAACCCGCUACAGUACUGCUCUCCUGGAUUCCUGCCAGGCUGUACAAGCUCCCUGACUCUGGUCAGCUGUACCAUUACGCUGAGCCCAGCUUCAGGUUGCCUUAGCACCACCCGUAUCAUUUCCUACUUGUUUCUUGCCAUUGGUGUAACUCUCAUGGUCACAGUGCUAAGCUAGCACCCUGACAUCACAGUUCCUCGUUCUGAGUUUGGAACUCCACCAGUCAUCUGCCAGUAAAGAUGCACGGUGAGACCCACAGCACACUUCUGAGGCCUUCCCGUGCCACGGAAUGCUGCUCAAAGUAAUGAGGGACGAUUAAUGUAUCCAAAAUAAGUGUCCUCUAAGCUAAGUCUGCUUAUUACUUAUUAUAAUAUUUAUUCUACCAUACUACUAUUUCCAAAUAUUUGGAACAUUCAUUCUUAAAAUUCUCAUUUUAUAACCCUUAUUUAAAAACCUAUUACUGUCAACCAUAUUUCAUUUAAUACAUAAUUGCUUUUCUGGGCUUGGAAUUGGAUAACUUUUGCUUUCCAGCAUUGGCCCUCACACUAAGAAUUAUUCUGUUAAUCCUGUUCAAAAAGCAAAUGUGUAGGUUUUUAAAAAACAUUUUUAUUUGUUUAUUUGAGAGAAAGAGAGAAUGGGCACACUAGGGCCACCAGCCACCGCAAGUGAACUCCAGAUGCAUGCACUACUUUGUGCAUUUGGCUUAUGUGCGUCCUAGGAAACCGAGCCUGGGUUCUUCGGCUUUGCAGGCAAGCACCUUAACUGCUAACCUAUCUCUCCAGCCCCAGAUGUGUAGGUUUUGCUGAAAACGCCAAGAGAACACAAUUUCCACUGUGAAUAUUCUGUAAAGGGAUAACUGUCCUGUUUGUUUUAUGAUGGAUGUAUUUUAUGACCUCAUAGAGGUCCAGGAUGUACGUCCUCCUACCUCCUCAUGGCUCCCUUGACCACUGAUGUCAAGGCUGUCUGCAUUGACUUCAUGAGCCAUUGGUACACACCUGUCACUCCAUCCUGCUUUCUUUGGUUAACUUUUCCACAACAGCCCUUUACGCCAUCCCUUUUACCCUCGCUAGCUCUGUGCACAUAACAUUUCAAGAAGCCAGAAACAAGUUGAAAUGGUUGUGACUAGAUCUUUGCUCCCUGCUUAAGUUGUGCCUUACCUUCUACACAAUACAAGUUCUGCUUGUGACCAGCGCUACCCUGUGUCCAAAGUUAUCCAGGAUGGAUUCAUUAUGAGAGGGAAAGUAAAGGUGUGUGUCUGUGUGUGUGUCUGUGUGGUCUGAGUACAUACCCACUCCUGACAUAAACGUUACAUGUGUCUGUAAACAUACCCACUCCUCUGGUGUAACUAUGCAUGUGUGUGCAUACCCACUCAUGUAACUGUAUGCGUGUGUGAGUACAUGCCCACUGCUCUAAAAUAACUGUGCACACCCACUCAUGUAACUGUAUGUAUGUGUAUAUCUGUAAUUCCCACUCCCCUCAUGUAACUAUGCAUGUAUUUGUGUACAUACCCCCUCCUCUCAUGUAACUGUGUGUGUGUGUGUGCACGCACGUGUGCAUAUCCACUUGUAACUGUGUGUGUAUCUGUUACAUGGCACUCUCUCAUACACUUUGGAAGAACACCUGCCUUCAUUCCCUAUAACUUGCUCAUUGAGCUCUAGGACCCAGAGUGAUGAACACCAGAAUUACUAAACCUCUGGCCGAGGUCAGAACAGAACAGACCGUGGCUGGGAUGUGAGAAAGGACUGUCACUACAAGAGUGUCAUGCGGCAGUAAGAGAAGGGCUGCGGAUUCUUCAUGUGGCAUGCCCCUAGCAGUAGAGCGUUGCUCGCUCUGUGGCACUGCAUUGAGCUCAGCGUUAUGCUCCUUCAUCCUGCAGUGCUGUUUCUUUACUCUCAGUCUGGAAUAAAUUAUUCAGUACUUAAUUUUCCCAUCCUUGGCUUCCACUUUAGGAGCUGGCUUGAUCAAGUGGCCCUCCCCUAACUCAGUUGCUAUCCAACGUAGCCCUAGGAAAGGCCUCUAACAUUUCAAAGAAUUUCUCCCUAAAAGCAAGACAGUCCUUCUAGAAUGUGGUGGUUGGUUUCCAUAUGGAACAGCUUAGUUGACCCUUGGAAGUAAGUCUUUAACUAAUGGUAGCUAGCACUUAUUGAGUGAUUAUUGUGUGUCAGCCCUAAGUUGAAUAUUGCUCCUCUUUGAGAGCUGUCACCACAUUUCAUAGGUGAGGAAAUGGAGGCCUCGGGAGCUGAUGAGCAUCACGUUGGCAGUGAGUGACAGAACAGUCCGACCUGUG